This is a messenger RNA of Hydatigera taeniaeformis, 1899 nucleotides long. The record is from the annotation of a GenBank genome assembly. Lineage: Eukaryota; Metazoa; Platyhelminthes; Cestoda; Cyclophyllidea; Taeniidae.
AUGCGUGAGGGUGCAACCGGGGGUGGAGAUUCCUUCCCAGUGGAAAGGUUAUCUUAUAUUGAUGGCGUAAAAGACGAGAGUAAUGACGAGUACACUCUGCUCACAAAAGAGGAUUUACUGAGAUUAGACGCUGAGCAGCCAAUUUGGCGUCGGGUGCGAAUUGCACUCAUUGCUCUAUUUUGGGUGGUGUGGGUUUGUCUCAUAGUCGUGUCCAUCCUCUACAUUGUGCUAACACCGAAAUGCCCACCACGACCGGUGCAGUCGUUCUGGCAAUCGAAGGUUGGCUACUGGGUUAACCCGUUCGCGUUCAAGGACUCGGAUGGCGACUUGGUCGGCGAUCUGAAAGGUUUGUUGAGCGCCGGUGACUACAUCCAGGAGAAUGUGGGUGCCGGUUUUCUUGUUUUGACGUCCAUGUCACCGCUGUAUCCGAAGAUUUUGCCGGAGGUGGAUAGCGUGUCCUUUGCGAGCAUUCACCCGGCGCUGGGCACCAUGGAGGAUUUUGGCGCCUUGCUGCGUGGCUUCAAGAAGAGGGGCAUGCAGACUGUGAUCUCGCUUAACUUCAAUGCGGUACCGCUGAACCAUGAGCUUGCAAAACCGGCCUAUCUGGUUUCUGCUACGCCUGAAGACAAGUUUUGCCGUGCGGGUAAUGGGAGCGCGGAAUUGAUGGAUGGCGCGAUGUUCUACUCGACCUACGGAAGUGGUUCGGGUGUGGUGGAUUUGAAUCUGAAGUCGCCUGAGGUGAUGGAGAAGGUGAAGAACGUGACAAGAUUUUGGUUGCACAAGGGUGUGGACGGCAUUCUGCUGUCCGAUGCUGCGUUCUUUGUAGAGGAGGGCACGUGUGCCUCGGAUAAGUGGUUGAGCAGCUUUCCCACCUGCAAGCUCUACACAAAUGGGACGGUGGGGGUGAUUCAGGAGCUGCGAAAGGUUGUCGAUGAGGUGUCGAGUGAGACCUCGCGUCCGAGAGUGCUUAUCGCCGAUCCCGGUAACACUGGGUAUGGUGCAUCGACGAAGGAGGACGCGGAGAAGUUGUUGGGCACGGAGGAGGCUCCAGGAGCGCAUCUGGUGAUCAGUCGACAAUUUGCAUUCCAGCGUGGAUUCCAUGGUGAGGAAGGUGGUGCUGCCAAAGUGCAGAGCUACUUGGAAACAACUGAAGUGACUUUGCGGAGCCAGUUAGCAUUAGUGACUGCCUCGCCGAGUGACAAGCCGUACACAAGUGUUUAUUCGACCGCAUCGAUGUUUUUGUUGCCGGGUACGCCUGUGAUUUACGCUGGAACUGAAAUAGGCUGGACUCCGUCGAGUGUCAUGCCACCGUCAAUGCUGUAUCCGUUUGGCCAAUUGCCUGUUGUGGAUAGCGUGAGUAGCCACCUACCGAUGCCGUGGGAUUCGCACGGUGGAGGCUUCUCCGACUCGGUGAACGUGAGUAAAGCCUACAGUGCCUACACUGCUGGUCUGAAAGUAGUGGAGACAGUUGAGGUAAUUUACUGCAUUGGCAGCUGGUCGUGGUGCGAGUAUGUUCAGUCUGACUGCCUCCUUGGUGCAACUUCACAAGGAGUAUCCAAGCCUCCUAUGGGGUUCCCUCAACGCUACGAUGAAUGUACCCAAGGUUGUUGUGUUGUUGUUGUUGUUGCUGCUGCUGCUGCUGAGGCUUUGGUUCGGGCAAAGGAUGUGGAGGUGUUCAAACGCAGUGCGACCGGUUUUGACAGCAUUGUGGUUGUGAUGGUGGGGACCGAGGGCGGAAGUUCGGUGUUGGAUUUGUCGUCGGAUUGUUCAUCCCUAGUUCCGUUGGUUGUCUAUCCGCCCAGUGAUGCGUUCGCGACAGGAGUAGAGCUGUCCAGUUUGAAGGUGUACUUCCAAUCGGGGAAGGAGUGCAGUCUCUACGUCUUCAAGUGUGGUGUUUAG